Molecule: messenger RNA, 1651 nt
Organism: Colossoma macropomum (tambaqui)
Lineage: Eukaryota; Metazoa; Chordata; Actinopteri; Characiformes; Serrasalmidae
Gene: tsr3
Product: TSR3 ribosome maturation factor
Exons: 6
Coding region: 294-1160 (288 amino acids)
Biological process (GO): maturation of SSU-rRNA
Molecular function (GO): rRNA small subunit aminocarboxypropyltransferase activity
Source: RefSeq, a predicted model, not a curated record
CAGGAAAACUCCAAAAAGGUAGAAGAAGAACCUUCACGUUCUUCACGGAGAGUCUUCUGUAGCAUUUCAGCUAAUAAAAUUAAAGAUUUAAAAACCCCAUGACUUCUCUGUCAUGGUAGUUGCACAGCUAGACUCAGAUAUCAAUACAGUACUGAACUACUGAAUGCAGUUGUAGUUAUAAUUUAUCCGCUGUGUUGUUAUUGAGGGUUUUCAGACUGGAAUUGACUGUUAGCUAAUUUACCUGCUGUUUAUACCUAAGUUACUUUAACUUGAGUCGACUGAGGACGACUACCAUGGGCCGUAAAAAGCAUGGUCAAAGUGAAAGACCAGUAAACAAGGGCAAAGACAAGCGGCACAGAAUGAAAGGAAAGUCUUUGGAGACUUUUACCGAAGAGAUGCAUGAGGUUCUGAAAGCAAGUGAAGAUGCAAUGUCAGAGGAUGCUGAACAUGUUAAGUUGCCCUGCCCUUUGGCGAUGUGGGAAUUGGGUCACUGUGACCCUAAACGCUGUACGGGACGUAAACUGGUGAGAAAGGGCUUCGUGCGCUGCCUUCGACUCAACCAGCGCUUCAAUGGCCUCAUCCUCAGCCCGAUGGGCACUAGAUACGUUACACCUGCAGACAGGGAGAUCGUGGCUCAGAGUGGAGUUGCAGUGAUUGACUGUUCAUGGGCGAGACUUGAGGACACGCCCUUCAGUAAGAUGAUUGGUUCCCACCCACGACUCCUGCCAUACCUGGUGGCAGCCAAUCCUGUGAACUAUGGCAAACCCUGUAAGCUGAGCUGCGUGGAGGCCUACGCUGCCACCUUCUGCAUCGUAGGUUUUCAGGACCUAGCAGUGCUCCUGUUGAGGAAGUUCAAGUGGGGAAAGGGAUUUCUUGAGUUGAAUAAAACACUUCUAGAGCGCUAUGCUGCCAGCAAAUCAGAAGAGGAGCUGCUCGCAGUGGAGAAAGAGUACCUCAGCUCUGCUUCCCCAGAGGAAGAGAUAGAUCCUUUUGAUGUAGACUCUGGAAGAGAGUAUAUGAACCUCAACAGGCCUCUGAGGGUGGAAGAGGACGACACUGAAAGUGGUGAGGAAGAGACGUCAGAAGAGGAAGAAGAUGAAGAUGAGAGAAAAGAGAAGGAGAAAGUAGAAGAUGACAGAGGUGAAGAGGAGGAGACUUAAGGCAAACAAGUACAUGAAUAAAGAGCAGAUAAUGGACCGAACAAUGGGAACUGAAGAAGGGAGAAACCCAUUGUGUGUUUCUUUUUUAUCACCACACUGUGCUCAGUAAUCCAGCUCAGGGUUUUUGCUUGUAAAGGAGCUUGGUAGUGAAUAGAUCCCAAAUUUGUGCAUGUUUGCUCUGGAACAGAACUGUUGCUCAGAAUGGCUCUGUGGUUCAGCUGUGUUAAACCAAUAAGGUAAAGAAGGGGCUGUUAGGGGGGUGUAGUAUGGCCUAGUACUUGACCUCUUCUGUGUGUGACGGAACAUUUUUACACAUUUUGAAUCAUAAUUUAUUGGAAUUUCACUAAUGCUGAGAGCUUGUAAAAAAGGGGUGAUUGUACAAUUUGUAUAUCUCUUGUACCAUAAUCUAAUCAUAUUGAUUUAUUAAUCAACACAAUUGUAUUUUGAAUAGUUAAAGAUUUCUUUGGGAUUAAAAGUCAGAAAUAAUUAGA